UGCCUGGAACAGAACCAGCCUUCCGCCAGGGUUCAUGUUGCAGAACAGUCCUGUAAGGGUAUUUGGAGUUAUAAAUACUUGACCAGUCUCCAGGGGUGGGGUUUUUCCAAGCCUUUAAACAACCGUCUUCCCGGUUACCAAGCUCCUCACUCUUUGCUCUGGGUGCCAGAAUUGGUUGCGGUGGGGCAUCUGAGAAGUAAAUAAAAUGGAACAUAACGGAUCGGCUUCCAAUGCUGAUAAAAUCCACCAGAAUCGCCUGUCGAGUGUUACAGAGGAUGAAGAGCAAGACACCGCUGUCACCAUCGUGACGGUCCUGGACAAGGUCGCCUCCAUCGUGGACAGCGUGCAGGCCAGCCAGAAGCGAGUGGAGGAGCGGCACAGGCAGAUGGAGGAUGCCAUCAAGUCUGUCCAGAUAGACCUGCUGAAGCUCUCACAGUCCCACAGUGGCACAGCCUAUGCUGUGAACAAGCUGUUCGAGAAAACCCAAAAAGUCAGCGCCCACAUUAAAGACGUGAAGGCUCGCGUGGAGAGGCAGCAGGUUCAUGUGAAAAACGUCGAAUCCAGGCAAGAGGAAAUAAUGAAGAAAAAUAAGUUCCGUGUGGUUAUUUUCCAGGAGGAGAUUCAGUGUCCCACAUCCCUGUCUAUUGUUAAAGACAGCAGCCUGGCUGAGAAGCAGGAGGCGGGCGACGAAACCCUCGAUCCCCCCAUUGAUCUGUCUUCUGAUGAGGAAUAUUACGUUGAAGAAAGCAGAUCUGCUCAGCUCAGAAAGUCGGGCAAGGAGCGCAUCGACAAUAUCAAAAAAGCGUUUUCCAAAGAAAACAUGCAGAAGACGCGGCAGAAUCUUGACAAGAAAGUGAACAGGAUUAGAACUAGAAUAGUGACCCCAGAGAGGAGAGAGCGGCUGAGGCAGUCUGGGGAGAGACUGAGGCAGUCAGGGGAGAGGCUGAGGCAGUCGGGGGAGAGAUUUAAGAAAUCUAUUUCUAACGCAGCACCCUCCAGGGAAGCUUUUAAGAUACCUAAUCUUAGGAGAGGUAAAGACAGAACCGGGGCCGGAGGUCUGGAGGGUGCCAGGGAAGUGGGUGUGGGCCCCGGCCCUGAGCUCUGCCCCGAUGAGUCCAGUGGGGCCGAACAGGAACAAGCCUGGCCCGUGUGUCCUCCUCGCGAAGGAGAGGAAACCACGACCCCUGAACCCUUACGAGUUACCUUUAAACCCCAGGUGAAAGUAGAGGACGAUGAAUCUCUUUUGCUAGAUUUAAAGCCGUCAUCAUAA
Molecule: messenger RNA, 1270 nt
Organism: Choloepus didactylus (southern two-toed sloth)
Lineage: Eukaryota; Metazoa; Chordata; Mammalia; Pilosa; Megalonychidae
Gene: CAVIN4
Product: caveolae associated protein 4
Exons: 2
Coding region: 206-1270 (354 amino acids)
Biological process (GO): regulation of gene expression
Cellular component (GO): caveola; cytoplasm
Source: RefSeq, a predicted model, not a curated record